ACAGCUUGUGGAGGUGGAAUUCCCAGCCUGUAAUGAAGUGUGGGACGCAAGCUGGAGAUUUUCUCUUGUCCACCAACAUUUUGUUGUCUGGCAACGACUAUGCGAAGGUCGCCCUCUUGUUCAAGUUCAUGAACAUGGGGAUGGUGAAGAAGAACACCUUCGUGUCCAUUCAGGACGCUUACUGUGUGGACACAGUGAAGAGCUUCUGGGAAGAGAGGAGGACUGAGGCCCUCAGUGGCCUUCAGGGGAAAGAUGUUGUGGUCCUAGCGGAUGGCAGAAAUGACUCACCAGGCCAUCGUGCACAUUACUGCAGCUUCGCCACCAUGGAGAAUGACACUAAGGAGAUCAUUCAUGUUGCCACCAUCAACAAGCAGCAGACAUCCUGCAACUCUGUCGUCGUGGAGAAGGAGGGUUUUAUCAAGACUGUAGACAAGCUUACAUCAGAGAUAAAGCUAGUGGAGAUCUGCACAGGUGCUAAUGCCCAGAUCACAGCCCUUAUGAACCCAGACGAAGGCAGAAACAAGGACCCUGGAAUUCAUCACAGUCAGGACAUGUGGCGUAGUGCCAAGAACCUGGUCAAAAAAAGAGCUGCUGCACUGUGGCUUGGCAUCACUCAACAUGUUUGUGACACUUCCACCUGGACUAAUGGAAGGUGUCAACAUGGGUACCUGAAAGAAAGAAAGGCGUGGAUCCAGAAAGACUCCAGGUGCCACAAAGCUUUAGUGGACAUUGUUCUCAGUAAGCGUUGGCUGAAGGAUGUGCAUAAAUACCUGCGCUUCAGAUCAACUGCAGACCUAGAGGCAUUUCAGAAUCAUGUAUUGAUGUAUGUCAGCAAGCGCUUCACCUUCAGUCCCCCAGUUUAUGAGGCAAAAGUUCUGCUUUCUGCUCUGGACUAUAACUUCCACCGAAGAAGGCUGAACAAAAAAAACAGCAGAAGAUACAACUUAUAUGCCCUGAAAUCUGAAAAAAUCAUCUCCGAGCUGCAAGCAAGGAUUCUAAAGAGGAGAAUCACAAGUGGAGAGGGGAUGCCUAGAAGGAAGACAGUGUUGCCUGCAGAUGUCCAGAAGCUGUUGGUGAUUAAAGAAGAGGUUCCCACUGAGUGGAGCCCCAGUCUGGACCAGGAGGACCCAGAGCCCCUACAGAUAAAAGAAGAACAGGAGGAACUCUGGACCAGUCAGGAGGGAGAGCAGCUUACUGGACUGGAGGAGGCUGAUAUCACCAGUUUCCCAUUCACUGCUGUUACUGUGAAGAGUGAAGAUGAGGAAGAGAAACCUCUGUCUCCACAGCUUCAUCAAAGCCAAACUGAGGACAACAGAGAGGCAGAGCCUUCAGCCAGAAGCUCAGCUACGCAGAUAAAAACAGAAACUGAUGGAGGAUCAGAACCUGCUGGGAACCUUGAUCCAGAUAGUCAUUUACAACCAGAUACUGAUGAAAAAGCUUCAAACACUGAAGUCAGUGAUAAUGACUGGCAAGAACCUUUGUCAGAUUCUGAAGCUGAAACUGAAGACAGUGACAAUGGUUGGAAGGAGACCAGAGCACCUGAGUCAGGUGUAAAUGCUCUGAAAUAUAAGGAAGCUCCUGUAAGUGAUGCAGGAUGUAAUGCUGGGAAAGAAUCAUUUAGUUGCCCUGAAUGUGGUAAACAAUAUCACUAUAAGGGGUCUCUUCAGAAACACAUUAUGUGUCAUUCAGGAAAAAGGUCCUCCAACCGUGUGGAUAAUAAGAAAUGUUUCAGAGUGAAGGAAAAUGUAGAUUCACAGAUGAGAGGCCCCACAGGAGAGAAAAAAUUUGGCUGUGAUGUUUGUGGUAAGAAAUUUAAAGAACAGGGGAAUCUCAAGACACACAUGAGAUGCCACACUGGAGAGAAGCCAUUUGGCUGUGAUCUUUGUGGUAAACGCUUUAACCAGCACAUACAACUUAAGAAACACACAAGAGUCCACACAGGAGAGAAACCAUUUGGCUGUGAUCUUUGUGGGAAGAAAUUUUCCGUACAGGUAAAUCUUAAGACACACAUGAGACUCCACACAGGAGAGAAACCAUUUGGCUGUGAUGUUUGUAGUAAAAGAUUUAACCAGCAGAUACAUCUUAAGGAACACAUGAGAGUUCAUUCAGGAGAGAAACCAUGUGGCUGUGAUGUUUGUGGUAAGAAAUUUAGAGAACAGUGGAAUCUUAAGACACACAUGAGAGUCCACACAGGGGAGAAACCAUUUGGUUGUGAUGUUUGUGGUAAAAGAUUUAACCAGCAGAUACAGCUUAAGCGACACAUUAGAGUUCAUUCAGGAGAGAGACCAUUUGGCUGUGAUAUUUGUGGUAAGAAAUUUACAGUACAGGUAAAUCUUAAGACACACAUGAGACUCCACACAGGAGAGAAACCAUUUGGCUGUGACGUGUGUGGUAAAAGAUUUAACCAGCUGAUACAUCUUAAGACACACGUGAUAGUCCACACAGGAUAGAAAUUAUUUACCAAGCCCAUUGGUAAGAACCACAGCAGUUGUGCAGCAGCAGUGUUUUGUUGUAUUUUGUUUUUGUCUUUCUCUUGUAUUUAUUUUAAAAUAUGUAUAAAGAAGUAUUGUGGUUAAAAUGCUGCCUACUGAAGCUAUCUAUGUUUAGAAGUUCAAAGAAAGUUUUCUAUGGAGUUAAUUUUGUUUCAUUAUUAUUUGUAUUACAGAUGAGUGUUCCGUGUGCAAGUGUGUAAUCUGUAAAAAUAAAACACUUUCCACAAAA
Molecule: messenger RNA, 2721 nt
Organism: Micropterus dolomieu (smallmouth bass)
Lineage: Eukaryota; Metazoa; Chordata; Actinopteri; Centrarchiformes; Centrarchidae
Product: zinc finger protein 502-like
Exons: 6
Coding region: 33-2450 (805 amino acids)
Biological process (GO): regulation of cytokine production; regulation of immune system process; negative regulation of transcription by RNA polymerase II
Source: RefSeq, a predicted model, not a curated record